AUGGGGGCGAGGGUGUAGUAAAGCUCGGUAUCAGCCCCCUCCCGGUCGACACGGCAACGUAUAAACAGAUCAAUCACGGGCGGUGACAUGCCAGUAAACCAUUCGCUGCUACUUAUUGAGCUAUAAAUAUUACUCCAUAAAAUAAAACGAGUGUUGUGCAAUAAAAGUUUUUGGUACGAACCUCUUUUUCGCGGGCUAUUUGAAUAUUCUGGCCGUUCGUUCGGAAUUCAAACUUUCAAGUUUUUGCCACCAAAAAGUUGACAUCGCUUGUAAUUAUUUGAAGGAUUUAACGUCUCGAUUUCGGACAACAAUUUGUGGAAUUUACAUUGUAGAGUCUAUACUAAGUGAAAAAUGGCAAAUGAGGCCGAAGAAACGGUUCGCAAGCUUGCUAUGCACAAGGGUGUGGCAGGAGUGAUUGUGGUAAACGGUGAAGGUAUACCGAUCAAGACAACUUUGGAAAAUCAUGUUUCUGUUCAGUACGCGGGGCUGAUGAGUUCGCUGGUGGACAAAGCGAAGGCGGUAGUACGAGAUCUGGAUCCCACAAAUGACCUGACAUUCUUGAGGAUACGCAGUAAGAAAAGUGAAGUGAUGGUAGCUCCCGAUAAAGACUUUAUACUUAUAGUGGUUCAAAAUCCUGUGGAAUGACAGAAGAUCUUGGCUCGUGGGCCAGUUUUAUGCUUAAUUUAGUUAAAAACCGCGAGUUUGUUCGCUUUACAUUACUAAAGACGUAGAUUGCUUGAUGAACAAAUUAUUUUGUCGUUAGUAUUGCUGUACUAAUGCUAUUAGUUUAGCACGGUUAGGGGCGGACCAUUGUAUUGUGUGUACCGUUAAUGAAUUUUGUUUCCAAGUAAAUUUACUUCCAUUAUCAAUUAUGUGGUGUAUCUUUAAAUUAUUAAAUUUGCGUUACGUAAUACGUCAAUACAUUACUUACCAUUUACUGGCACAUUAUUAGAAUGUAGCAAUUAUAUAUUUGGGGCUACAAGUGCUUGAAUAUGAUAGACUGUAAAGAACUAUGUACAGAUCGUACUAUACUAAGUGACGCUCUGUAUCUAGUUUCUUUUGCCGCUAUAUCUAGUUUAUGAAGGCUAUUGUUUUAUGGCAAAUAAAUUAUUUAUGCAUUAACUUUGUCCUAAAUUGUAUAUGAAAGGUCUAAAUAACAUGGUAUACCGCCCCUUCAUUACGGGAGCGUCAAUAUUGAGAAGCUGCGGAAUUUUAAGUAGGCUAUUAAUCAAAUGCAUUUACUUUCAAUGUAGGUACAUUCACAUAACAAUCACUGUACUAGUCGAAAUGUUGUUCAAGUGUACUUCAAAUAAAAUAAACGAGAGU
This is a messenger RNA of Spodoptera litura, 1326 nucleotides long. RefSeq names its product dynein light chain roadblock. Gene Ontology annotation, cellular component: cytoplasmic dynein complex. The record is from RefSeq and is a predicted model, not a curated record. Lineage: Eukaryota; Metazoa; Arthropoda; Insecta; Lepidoptera; Noctuidae. Gene Ontology annotation, biological process: microtubule-based movement.